Molecule: messenger RNA, 2669 nt
Organism: Helobdella robusta
Lineage: Eukaryota; Metazoa; Annelida; Clitellata; Rhynchobdellida; Glossiphoniidae
Exons: 12
Coding region: 1-2325 (774 amino acids)
Biological process (GO): protein phosphorylation
Molecular function (GO): protein tyrosine kinase activity; ATP binding
Source: RefSeq, a predicted model, not a curated record
AUGACACUAGCAUCAUCUUCAGUGAAAACAACAGCAAAACCAACGUUUAUACUCCCUAACACUUACCACAACAAUAGCUUAAACAGUAGCAGUACAACCGAUAGUAGUACUAAUACUAGCCACAUCAAUGAGGCUACUAACCAUAGUAACAUCAGUAUGGAAGUUGCUGGUGUAUUUGGGAUCUCUAUAAUUCCACUUUCACCAUAUAGAGCCAUUGUAAAUGGGUUUGAGUUUAACCUGGAAGGAAUUGUAGAGAGCAACAACAACAACAACAAAAAUAAUAAAAUUAUGGUUAUUAUUGUCUACGUUACCCGUAGCGGCAGAGGUAGAUUCUACGUUCAGCUGGCGUGCGAUGUUCUGAGACCGGCUUCAAACGCAAGGCCGUCCUUUAGAAAAAUUCACAAACCCUUCGUCGAUGGUAAAGAACAUUAUGGUGAUGAUAAUGAUAAUAACAUUAAUAAUGAUAAUAAAAAUAGUAAUGAUAGUAAUAAUAAUAAAAAUAAUGGUAAUAAUAAUAAGGAUGAUGGCGACGAUGACGAGUAUUUCGAAUUGCGUCACCCGUGUUGCUGCCCGAACGUCUGCUCAACAAAUCCAAUGUUGAAAAAUUUCCUCAACAAAACGGCAACGUUGAUUUACGGAAAUGACGACGUUUCAAUGUUGAAGUCUGCGAAUGAUUCAACAAAUUUUCUGUUGCGUAACGAACAUGGGUUGGAUGGUAGCGAUGUGAAUGAAUCUCAAAAGCAUUACAUAUGGGUGGUGAUAGUGGUGAAUGGACUGAUCGUAGUGGGGGCCGUCUGCAUAGCUGCCUUCUGCUGCAGACGCACCGGUUCUGCCCUCUCUGCCGUCGACGGUCCCUACAACUAUCUACCCAAACCCUGGUCCAACCACUACUCUCUGCACUCCAGUUUGAACACCAUCUACAAGUUCAGUCCCGCCACUGCUACCACAAAGGCCACAAACAAGCAGCUGGCAUCUGCGAAGUACGACCUUGACGACGAUCAGACCUACUUCAUCUCAACACCCUCCCCUGCCAUGCUUCUCAACCCGGCAUCCAACAACGUAGGGACGUCCUCCGAUUAUCGGGACUACUCCACUGCCAGGGAUCAACUGGAAACGGAACUACUGAACAAACCGGAAGAAGCUGAGUGCCAUCUUAUUGGAGAACACCAUCUGGAGAUCAGGCAGAGACUAGGUGGUGGCAUCUUUGGCGAUUCCUACUUAGCCCUAUGGCACAAGAAGAAAGUGGUGGCCAAGAGAAUUGUGGUGGGACUGCAUGGUAGCCAGCAGUCAAGCAGCAACGACGCCAAGUGCAAAUUCAUCGUGCAAUCUGUUUCCUUGCUAACGAAGUUACGUCAUCCAAAUUUGGUACCAGUGAUGGGCGUGUGCGUGGAGACGAGGCAGCCCUACAUCAUCAACGAAUUCAUCGAGGGCGUCUGCCUCAAGACUCUUCUGCUGAAAAGCAAGAUGGCGGGUCGGGAGGUAGCAGACGCCAUGUUAUACCUACAUUCCUCGAGUCCUCCCAUACUUCACAGAGAUCUUCGAAGUGCCAAUGUCUUCAUCACUGGCUCGUGGAAAGUUAAAUUAGGAGAUUUCGGUCUCACAAGACUGUUCCAAGAGCUGAGAAACCAGUGUGAAGGGGGGAAAAAUUGUUUCUGUGAUAAAUCCACAAGCGCCUUCCCUUCCAGCAUACGCUGGACGGCUCCUGAAAUACUGCAGAACCCAAUGUCUACCGAGUCUUCCUUCCCAAUUUUUUCAGAUCUAACCCCGAGUACUUCUUCUCUUCAUUCCACCGCUGCUGUCGCGACCACUGUAGCCACAGCCACGGCCAAAGCCGAAACCGCUCCUGCCACAGCUACAGCCACUAAUCAACAACAGACACCCACGGAUUUCCAUUUGAGUAUUCGGUCCUUGAAUGAUGUAACGCCAAUUUUCACUCCUGCCUGUGAUGUCUACUCGUUCGGGAUGCUGAUGUGGGAGCUGAUGAUUCACGAAGAUCCGUUCAGCCCGGUUGCUGAUGAAAGUAAGGUCAUUAAAUUAGUACUCGAAGGUUACCGAACUUAUUUCGCGAUGGAUGCAGCUACACCGACAACAACGUCCCCUGUGGCACAGCCAGCUCCCACAUAUCCAAGCAGCCAUUACAGAGGCGUCAUGGAAGCCUGUUGGCGGGAUGAUCCUGGACAGAGGCCAACCUUCAAACAGAUAUCGGUGACUUUCAAGUCUAUGGGUCAGUUGAUUGACAAGGGUCAAGAGAGGAGGAUGAGACGACAGGGCGGUCAAGAAAAUACGACCAACUAUUACCUAAAAUCUGCAUUGAACGUCGCAUAAUAUUUUAUAAAUUAUUUCAUUAUUAUUUUUAAUAUGUUGUGUAUGUAUAUUAAUUAUUCUGUGGGUUUAUUUGUGUGUUUGCGCGUGUGUGAGUGUGAGAGUAUGCAUGGGUUUGUAUAAAUAUUUGUGCCUAUGUGUUUGUGUAAAUUUAUAUUUUUAGCGUUAAAACAAUUGAAGACUUGAACAUUAUUUUUGUAUUUUAAUUUUUUAGCUUUCUUAUGCCAUUUUUAAAGCUGAUACUUAUGAGAACUUUAUUUUAUUUGACGAAUAAUAUUUUAAAACACCUUUCUUACUUACGUGCUUACCUGACAUUCUCAAGAAAAUUAUGUACAUUUAUGAAAAAA